Ostrinia nubilalis (European corn borer) is the source of this 517-nucleotide messenger RNA. RefSeq lists its product as uncharacterized. NCBI's taxonomy places the organism in Eukaryota, Metazoa, Arthropoda, Insecta, Lepidoptera, Crambidae. Bases 87 to 497 code for a protein of 136 amino acids. The record is from RefSeq and is a predicted model, not a curated record. The transcript is spliced from 2 exons.
AUCCGAUCAGAUUAUUAUAUUUUUUUGUCAUUCAUUUACUUUUCGAGCUCGGUUGAAGCGGUGUGCAAUUGCAUCACAAAAUUAAAAUGUCCGACUGCGAAAUUGUGUUCAACCAGUACGCACAAGACCCAUUUGGAGCUGCUAGUGCGUUCAGGCCAGUUUGCCCUGAGCUGUACCAGCCGAGCCCCGCCGUGCCCGUGCCCGUGCCGCGGGAGCGGCAGCCCCGGCGCAGGAGCCACCGCUGCAAGAAGUCUCGGCUGCGCAGAGCUUCGUACGUGAUCAACAACGAGCAUCAGAGGGGGACUCGUCUCAUCAAGAUAAAAGUGAUCGAUAUAAGUGGAGAAUUACCCGAUACAUCGAACAUUGAAUGCGAUGAAGAAAAUGUAGUGUUAAGUGCACAAUAUGUUGUAAAAGACGAUUUGGACGACAUAAUGGACGAUACGGAAACGGUAAUAAAAAAAAUAUGUAAGAAAAUAAGUGACAAUAAUAGUUAUUAAUGUAUUGAAAUAUUAUUAGU